UUCUUUGUUGGUAUUAUUUUAUUUUGUGUGGUUGAAGUUAAAAGUUAUUUGCAGAAAUGCAUAUUAAUUGAUACUAGGUAACACAUUCUAAGGAACAAAAGUUAUAUUAUAUUUACCCUAAAAUAUCUACAGUUUUACCCGAUAAAUUGGUGUGCUUAUAUAUGUAGAUAUACUAUGGAGUGGAAUUACUAAAGAUACAAUUGAAUAAACAACAAUUAAUAUAUGUACAUUAGAGUGAAGUACGAAUAUGACUUUAAUCCAUCUUAUUGACCUACUAGACUACACUCAAACAAAUAAAAAUGAGUCAGUUUCCUACUACGUCAUGGAGUAGGAUGUGUGUUCAAACAUGCAUAUAUAUCGGUGGCAAAAUAUAGUGAAAUGCUUAUCAGUGUUAGUACAAAAAAAAGUAAAUAAACACAUUGAGCAGAAAGAAACAGUGGAGUAUGUAUCGAAAGUUAUUAUAGUUAUUAAUUUUUUUACAUACCCAAUUCAUAUUGAAAAUCACAUACGGCUAUUUAAGUACUAGUAAAAGUAGAUUAUGUCAGUUAGUGAUGCCGAUGAAAUACGAUCAGCUGCUGAAUUGCUGAUAACAAGCUCUAGACAGCCUAUGGCCUAUCGCAGUACAAUGAGUGGGCCAAUGUCCCCCAACUAUGAUAUGUUUAAUUUAUUUAUAGCACGUACACAUUCCAUCAAUUUGAUCACCGAAGAAUUUCUCGGCGGUUAUAUGCAGGAUGGACGCAUGUCCGUGGUACGUCGGUUUUUCUGCCUCUUCGUGCUGUUCGACUUGUUUUUCGUAUCGUUACUGUGGUUAAUAUGCAUAAUGAUCAAUGGAGACAAUAUAUUUCAAGCAUUUCAGAAACAAAUCGUCCAUUACACGUUUGGCACGUCUUUAUUCGAUGUAGUGGGAGCCGCUAUAUGCCGUUUUGUAGUACUCACAUUUUUUUAUGCGUUAAUGUACAUAAACCAUUGGAUUAUAAUUGCAUUAUCUACGAGUGGUUCAUGCCUAUUUUUAAUCUCCAAAGUCUUCGUUUAUGAUUGGGUUGAUUCGCGCCAACAGGUUUUCGAGGUGAUACUGAUUAUAACAUCAUUUGUAUUGGCUUGGGGAGAGGCUUGGUUUCUGGAUUGUCGCGUUAUACCACAAGAGCGCCACGCGCGCAGCUAUUUUUCCUCAAUAACAACUCCCGAACAGCGUUCGCCGAUGAUGGCACCAUUUUUGGCUUCCCAACCGGGUCCUAAUGUGCCGGAGAGUAUUUUUUAUUCACCACUAGAAACAGUGCACAACAGUGAUGACGACGACGAUGAACAGGAUGAAGAAUAUCAUCAAAUGGCUUUGGAUUGUGUGCGUAGAGCAUACGAACUUUUCGAAUCUCCCGAUUGGAAAGUGGAAAAGGUGACGAGCAAAGGUGAUACUAUACGUAGUACUCAACGUGAGAAGCUGGGAAAAAUUUAUCGACUUACAGGACGUAUCAAAUAUCCAGCCAAGGCACUGCUGGAAGAACUCUUCUAUAGAAUUGAAAGUGUGCCUAAGUGGAAUCCGACUUUACUCGAAUCGAAAAUUGUGCAUAAAAUUAACUCCUACACAGAUAUUACAUACCAAGCCAGUGUGGGCGGUGGCGGUGGUAUAGUAAAGAGUCGCGAUUUCAUUAAUUUACGUUGUUGGCGACUCUUCCGUAAUGGCAAAAUGUGUGAAGAAUCCGAUAAUGACGAUGACGUCGAUAGUGGCAGUGAUACGGCUGGUCCGGCUAGUGUUUCCACCGUCUCCGAUGAUGACUCUGUAACGACUACACAACCCAGCAGUGUCGAAAGCAAUCGUGCGAAAUUCUCCAGCAGUGGCAGUGUAAAGGGUAUGCGUGAAAGCGCUGGCGUCGAUGAAGAAAAUCGCAGUGGACGUGGUGGUCCUGCUUUUAAAACAUUAAGCAAAAGUUUGGGUGCUAAAGAUUUCAGCACGAUUGUGCGUAUUGAUCCAGAUGAACCGCCACCAUUCGAAGAGGACACAUUCGAGGAUGCGCAUGAUAAUGUUGAUGAUUUGACGCGUCUAGUGCAGAAAGAGGCACGUGCGGAAAUCCAAACUGCACAACAGGAAAGUGCUGAUAUUGGCGAUGGUGCGGCCGUAAGCGGUGCGCUGGGUGCGAAGGGCAGCAAAAAUAAAGUUUAUUUAAGUGCGGCCAUUAGUAUUGAUUAUGCGCCGGUGCCGAUCACUACGAAGUAUGUACGUGGUGAAAAUAUUGUCGCCGGAUUUGCAAUUCAUGAGAUUGCUGGUAAAUCGGAUUCUUGCAUAUUCGACUGGAUUCUGUGUUUGGACUUAAAGGGUUACGUACCACGUUAUGUUUUAGACACUGCCUACACUACUUUCAUGAAUGACUAUAUGAAAUAUUUACGUAAAUAUGCAGCUGAAUUACGCACAAAACGCAAGCGUACCUCUAGAAAAUAGCUGAAGUUAAAUAUGAUCGACAACAACAACAUGGUCGAUAUAUAGCUGCUAACAAAAGCGGGUAUUAUGUAGUAGUAAAUAAGUUUUUGUAGCUUUAGUUUCCAUUAUGUGUGUGUGGAAUGUAUUUUUUUUACAUAUAGUGCACAAAUAUUUUCAUUUAUACCCACAAAAACAAAGAAAACAACAAAAAAAAAGAAAACUAACAACACCCUAAAAUCAAUAUAGUACUUUAAAAUUGUUUAAAAAAUCUAAAAAAUAGGAAAAUUAUAGAACUGACAUAGAUCUUUAUUAUUGUAAUAGUUUUACAAAUCAACUGUUACUAUUUAAAAUUGAACAAGUUAUAAAGCUACAUAAUUAAUUGCUAAAAAGAAGUUUAAAAAUGUUGCCCAAAGCUUUGCUAACUCUUUACUAUAAAAUUGAAAAGUUGAAUAUUUUUUUACACUAUUAGGUUUGUCAAUGUAAGAAAAAAGUGUAAUUAUGUACGUUCUCAUCCGUACACAUAUACAUAUUUACAUAGUUAGGUUAGAGCAAGUGUUCCAAGCUCCGCUAUAUUCAUACAAUAUAAAAAAUCAUUUCAUUCAAAUAUCCGUGCGAGAUUUCUUCGGCAUUUUGUGUCUGUGUGGCAUGUAAAAAUUCAUCAUUUUUUUUUUAAUAUUUCAUGACAUAUUAAGUGAUAGUAUACAAUUUGUAAACAUUUAACAGUAAAUAUAAUGUAACAAAUAUAAAACAAUAAUCAAAAUCAAAAGGACUGAUGAAUGAUCAAUUUCUGAUGCUAAGUAAUAUGGCUGUUCUGUUAUUGGUUUAUAUACGUAUGUUUGUAUGCUUUAUGUUUUUACGGAAAUAAAUAUAUAUAUAUCUGAUUGAAAA
Molecule: messenger RNA, 3298 nt
Organism: Bactrocera dorsalis (oriental fruit fly)
Lineage: Eukaryota; Metazoa; Arthropoda; Insecta; Diptera; Tephritidae
Gene: Start1
Product: steroidogenic acute regulatory protein-like
Exons: 13
Coding region: 539-2431 (630 amino acids)
Molecular function (GO): lipid binding
Source: RefSeq, a predicted model, not a curated record